AGAAUCAACGAAAACGAUUCAUCCUCUAACCUCUCUAAAUUAGAAUCAACGAAACUCUGUUGUUAAUGGCGGCUGUUUCAACUCCCUUCAACAGCUCUCUAAAUAAACCCUUCCUUUCUCUCUAUUCCUCUAUUCCCCAUUUGGGUUUCUCCCAAGUUGUUCAAUUUCCAACUUUGAAACCAAAAUUUCUCCUUUCAAACCCCAAAACAGUUGUAAUUUCUGCCACCAAAGCUGAUGGAACAUUUGCAAAUGAAGACAACUCUCUCACAACUUUCGACUCUUCCAUCAGACAAAAGACUAGGCGCCAUACGAUUCAAGUGUUUGUUGGUGAUGAAAGUGGAAUGAUCAAUCGUAUUGCGGGAGUCUUUGCUCGAAGAGGGUACAACAUUGAGUCUCUUGCUGUUGGUCUAAACAAGGACAAGGCUCUUUUUACUAUAGUUGUUUCUGGAACUGAAAGGGUGUUACAGCAAGUUAUGGAACAGUUACAAAAGCUUGUAAAUGUGAUCAAGGUUGAAGAUCUAUCCAAGGAUCCACAAGUUGAACGUGAAUUAAUGCUUAUUAAAAUCAGCGCCGAUCCAAAAUACCGCACAGAGGUUAUGUGGUUGGUGGACGUUUUCAGGGCAAAAAUUGUGGAUAUAUCUGAUCAUUCUCUGACUAUUGAGGUAACUGGAGAUCCAGGGAAGAUGGUGGCUGUUCAGAGGAACUUAAGUAAAUUUGGAAUUAGAGAAAUUGCUCGCACUGGGAAGAUUGCCUUGAGAAGGGAAAAAAUGGGGGAAUCUGCUCCUUUUUGGCGGUUUUCAGCAGCAUCAUACCCAGAUCUUGAAGGUGCAAUGUCUGCUGGUACUAUUUCGAGGACAAUCAAGAGGACCCCUAAUGGAGAAUCUAUGUCUAUGGCUGAGACAAGUGGGCUUCGCUCACAUACUUUGUCAAUGCUUGUGAAUGACACUCCUGGAGUUCUCAACAUAGUCACCGGAGUUUUUGCUCGACGAGGGUAUAACAUCCAAAGUUUAGCUGUUGGACAUGCUGAAGUUGAGGGGCUUUCUCGUAUUACAACAGUUGUUCCUGGCACAGAUGAGUCAGUUAGCAAGUUGGUGCAGCAACUAUAUAAGUUGGUUGAUAUUCAUGAGGUUCGGGAUAUUACUCACCACCCAUUUGCGGAAAGAGAACUAAUGUUGAUAAAGAUUGCUGUGAAUGCUGCAGCGCGUCGCAAUGUUCUUGACAUUGCCAGCAUUUUCAGAGCAAAAGCUGUUGAUGUGUCUGACCACACUAUAACUCUUGAGCUUACAGGAGAUUUGCAUAAGAUGGUUGCUUUGCAGCGGCUACUAGAGCCUUAUGGUAUUUGUGAGGUAGCGCGAACAGGACGUCUGGCGCUGGUACGUGAAUCAGGUGUGGAUUCGAAGUACUUGCGAGGAUAUUCAUACCCUUUGUAAGUCUAAAGUCCCCGAACCUAAGGAAAAUGCCUGCUCUUUGCGGAAUGUGUGUGAACAUGGAUGGCUGAAUCAAGUUGCUUGAUACGGAGAUGGUCUCGUGCCCCAGCUGUGACGCUGCGGCUUUCAAGUCAAGUUUGCAUGCUUUUAGCUUUAGGUAGUUGCAAGUUUAUUAAAAUGAAUAGGGUACAUUUAGACCAUUCUAUGAACAAGGACGGACCUAGACCAUUCAGCUCUUUUCUUUUCACCUUUAGUCUUUAGCAGAGAUGGUUCUUCAAUAAGCUUCACUGAAAAUGAUUGACAUCGUCAUCUGAAUUACAAGCAAAAUAUGACUAGCAUUUUUGGUUUUUAAAUCUGAAAGUGAUAUAAAACAUCUAGAUUGUAUGUCUACGUGCAGUUGUUCUUUUUCCUUUUAUUUAUGGAAAAAGGCAUAGAUCCUCCCA
This is a messenger RNA of Nicotiana tabacum (common tobacco), 1870 nucleotides long. RefSeq names its product acetolactate synthase small subunit 1, chloroplastic. Gene Ontology annotation, cellular component: cytosol. The record is from RefSeq and is a predicted model, not a curated record. Gene Ontology annotation, biological process: L-valine biosynthetic process. NCBI's taxonomy places the organism in Eukaryota, Viridiplantae, Streptophyta, Magnoliopsida, Solanales, Solanaceae. Gene Ontology annotation, molecular function: acetolactate synthase activity; acetolactate synthase regulator activity.